CGGGUAUCAGCGUGACGGUGACACGGGACACACACUGAAUGACAUGACAGACCAUCACGUGAGUGAUAACGACACCGGCAGGAAAACAUUGAGUGAAAUCAGAAAAACCGUCCCUUCCCUCUGACGAUAAAAAGACAUAAUGGCGGUUAACUAUGACAAGGACCUGCUCGUCCAGGGUAACGAGCCUCACGGGUUGACGAUAUGGACUGCCGCCGUCUUCAUCGUUGGGGAAAUUGCGGGGUCGGGGGUGCUGGCGUUACCGAGCGCCGUGGAGGGUGCAGGUUGGAUUGGCCUCGUGUUGAUCCUGCUGUGCUGUAUCAUCUCGGCCUACACGGGGGACGUGCUUGGGAGGGCGUGGUGCCUGGUCAGGGAGAGGUACGAGGAGUACCAGGGUCAGGUCAGGUACCCGUACCCAGCUAUCGGCGAAGUGACAUAUGGGAAACCAGGCAGGUACCUUGUGUCGUUCUCCAUCAACUUCACACUGUUCGGGGUGUCAGUGGUCUUCCUUCUCCUCGCCUCCGAGAACAUCCAGAGUCUGCUGGCUGACGUGCAUGCCAACGUGUCCUUCUGCUAUUGGCUCAUCAUUGUGGCGGGAGUUCUUACCCCGCUGUCGUGGCUCGGUACGCCCAAGGAUUUCUGGCCUGUAGCUAUAGGAGCCACGGUGGCCACCAGCAUAGCCUGUGUUGUGCUGUUUUCCAACAUCCUGGUUGACAAUCAUCACAACCACCAUCCCGUGGUCCACACUCCACCUGGGUUCCUCACCUUCUUCACAGCCUUCGGCACCAUCUGCUUCGCGUUCGGGGGGCACCCAGCGUUCCCCACCUUCCAGGCAGACAUGAAAGACGAGUCCAAGUUUGGGAGAGCUGUGUUUUUCGCCUACAUGAUUGUGUUGGCGAUGUACCUGCCGGUGUCGACAGUCGGCUACUUCGUGUACGGCAAGAAACUUGAUCCCAACGUGCUUAAGACGGUGAGCAGCGGCCCCAUGCUGUAUGUGGUCGAGAUUGUCAUCACCAUCCAUCUACUCUGUGCCUUCAUCAUCGUUCUCAACCCUUUCGCCCAGGAGCUUGAGGAGAUCUUCAAGAUACCAAAAGCAUUCGGCAUAAAGCGCUGUCUGCUGCGUACGGGUAUUGUGGCGGUGGUGCUAUUCGUGGCGGAGAGUAUUCCUCACUUCGGCGCAAUCCUUGCCUUGGUGGGUGGAUCAACCACGACCCUGCUGGCCUACGUGUUGCCCUCUCUCUUCUACCUCAAGCUGUGCCGCAUGGAGGGGAACUGGGAAAGCGUACACAUCCCAUUGCACAUCAAACUUCUCAACUAUGAAAUUGUGUUUGUGGGAGUCGUUGCCGGUGCUGCAUCCACGUACUCCGCCAUCGCCGGCCUCGCUCAGCCGGGAGCCUUCACCGUGCCUUGCUAUGUGAACAUCACGGCAGCCAUGGGUUAACCUGGGCGUGUGGGGACGCUACAUGACAUUGGGGGGCCCAUUGUGUAAUACCUGGGGCCGCGAGCACAUUGCGAGUGUAGACCUACAGUUAGUGUGUGUGUUAAUGUAUGGGAGUUACCAUAGUCUACAAUCGCUUUGUGCAUGUAGGCCCUGACUGGUCAUUGAAACUGUGAUACUGUGAUACUGGACGAUGGUCAACACAUGGAGUGGUGGUCAACUGUUGACGAAUGGUUGAUGACGUACAUGUAUAUCAACAGUUUACAAAUGGUUGAUGACGUAUAUCAACAGUUUACAAAUGGUUGAUGACGUAUAUCAACAGUUUACAAAUGGUUGAUGACGUAUAUCAACAGUUUACAAAUGGUUGAUGACGUAUAUCAACAGUUUACAAAUGGUUGAUGACGUAUAUCAACAGUUUACAAAUGGUUGAUGACGUAUAUCAACAGUUUACAAACGGUUGAUGCUCUAUACUGAACAACAAAAGUUCCUAUGACAUUAAAUAAGAUAUAAUGCAAAGUUAUGGUUUUUUUUACCAAAUCUGAAACAAUUUCGGUUUGCAACAGAUAACAG
This is a messenger RNA of Haliotis rufescens (red abalone), 2005 nucleotides long. Its product is annotated as amino acid transporter AVT1A-like. The transcript has 9 exons. The record is from RefSeq and is a predicted model, not a curated record. Gene Ontology annotation, biological process: amino acid transmembrane transport; L-alanine transport. Gene Ontology annotation, cellular component: vacuolar membrane. Bases 140 to 1438 code for a protein of 432 amino acids. Gene Ontology annotation, molecular function: L-alanine transmembrane transporter activity; L-proline transmembrane transporter activity. Lineage: Eukaryota; Metazoa; Mollusca; Gastropoda; Lepetellida; Haliotidae.